Molecule: messenger RNA, 2845 nt
Organism: Cetraspora pellucida
Lineage: Eukaryota; Fungi; Glomeromycota; Glomeromycetes; Diversisporales; Gigasporaceae
Source: the annotation of a GenBank genome assembly
AUGAUAAUUGAUGAUUCAUCUUCAAAGGCUUUAAAGAAAUAUCUUAGUCAUAUUCUGGAGCCGAUAUGCGACGCAGAUCCUGAUGUCUUGGCCGAAUAUGUCAUUGCCCUCUUGAAACAUGACAAGUCCAACCAAGAUCUAAGGCAGCUGUGCAUAGAUCAACUCGACGAUUUUCUUAAAGAAGAAACGGAACCGUUUGUCGAAAAGUUGUUUGAAUCUUUAGCUACCAAAGAAUAUCUCGGUGAGACAAGCGCGUUAUCUACACUUCACAUAAAGCAGGAGUCACCAACUACAAAUACACAUCCAACCAGCAAUUCAUCGAUAGAAAAUAAAUCCAAUUUACCCCAAGAUUACCCUACAGAAAAAGUUGAAAAUCAAAAUUCUAAAAUAGGAGUUCGAAAACGAGAAGAAAGUGAAGGGUCAGAUGACGAUGACGAUCGUAAUUAUAAACAUAGAGAAAGGGGUGGUGAUAAUAGUCGAGACGAUUAUCGACGGCACGGUGAACGGCCAACUACGAACCGUGACGAUGAGAGGGAUCCCAAGAGCAAGCGAUUUCGUGGUGAAGGUAUUCCUACCGGGCCUGCUGCAGGAGCAGCUCAAUAUAAUAACAAUUAUCAAGAUGAUCGAACCUUUAAACGACGGCGUGAUGAGAAUGAAGAAGAUUUUCGAUCAAAUAAAAUUCCUCGAAAUAAUUUGUUACUAGGAGCGGGACAAAAUAUGCCUGGAACUGGCAAUGGAUAUAUUGCCGGAAAUGGUACGGGUGUGGGAAGUGUUCGACGUCCAGACUUCGAUAGAGACAACCGUCUAAAUAGGAAUUUUAUACCAAUAACGUCGAAUCCCCCGGUUCCCAAUAUAGGUUCUGCACGAUGGGGAAGUGAAUGGGGUGCCAACGGAAUGAACGUUCCGGUAAACGAUCGAUUUGACGACCGGAGAAUGCGAAGCGGCAGAAUGAACGACCGAGGCGGUGGUCGAGGCAAUUCUAUGGGUGUAAAUCGCGGCGGCUAUUCGGAUUCUAGACCCGGACGGCGCCAGCGCUGUCGUGAUUAUGAUGAAAAAGGAUACUGUAUGCGAGGCGACCUAUGCCCGUUUGAUCAUGGUGUCGACAGAAUCGUAGUCGAUGAUGUUCCAUUGAAUCGACCAUUUGAUAUCAUAUCCCCUAUGGCUGCUACACCAUUAGCUGGACCUGUAGGUAUGAUGGGGGGCGGUGUUGGUUCCAGACCACCAUUUUUUAUGGGUGCUGCUGGCGUACGUAAUCAGUUCGAACUCGAUACUGGUUUUUCCCAAACAUCUAGGGCGAUGACCCCUACAGCAGAUGCUUAUGAUCCUGAACGUGCUACUUUAUCACGUCCUGAAGAAUUGCUUUCACCAACUUUGAUCGAACAAAAAGAAAAUGAGAUUCAACCUUCUUCCGAAAAUCCAACCUCUGACACGACCAUUCCUCUGACAUCACCACAGAGUAUUCCACAUUUUCUUGAUUCAAGCACAGCUCAACUUGCGCGCGGAGCCUCAUUUAGGGGACGAGGUCGUGCUCGUGGUCGCGCCGGUUUCAACGGCAGUAAUAGGUUUAAUAGUCAAACAAACAAAAAUGCGACAUUAGUUGUAGAAAAUAUACCAAGUGAAUUCUGUAAUCUUGACAAAAUUAACGAAUUCUUUAAAAAAUUUGGUACCAUUACUAACAUUAAUGUCGACAUUACCCACCACAAGGCUAUCAUUCAAUUCAACAAUAGUUCUGAUGCCUAUAAAGCUUAUAAUUCUCCAGAGCCAAUUUUUGAUAAUCGGUUUGUCAAAGUAUAUUGGUACAAAGAGAAAGAGGAUCAACAAAGUUUGAACACUACAACACAAAAGCAAGUUGUUACACCGCCUAAACCAGAAACUCCAGUAGCUAUUCCUGAGAAUCCUGCACAAUCUUCAGCAGAAAAAGCGAAAGAAGUGGAGGAAAAAGCAAAAAAACAGAAGGAAAGUCUCAAAGCAAUGCUCGAAAUUCAAAAACAAAGAGAACAGUUAAUUAAUCGUCAGAUUGAAGAGCAAAAAAAAUUAAUGGAACUCGCAAAAAAGAAAAAUGUGAAUGCCAAAAAUCGCGAAGAAGUUCUGAAAACUCUAAACAAAGUUGGUGAAGAUAUUAAAAAUGAUACAACUGUAAGCGUUCGUAAACCUAUUUUGACGGGAGUAGUUCCUUCAAAAAAUUUAUUAGAAGAAAAGGAGCGUGAACAGUUGGAUAGGGAACUUGAUAUGUUAAGUAAGAUCAACGAGACCGGCGUUGCAAAUGAACCAUCUACGACAACUUCCUCAUCAACUGUAGUUCAGGCUAAUUCAGAAACAGUAAAUUCCGAGACAAAUGCUUCUGCAUCCACAGGCUCGGGUGAACCUGUUUCAUACCGCGGAAGAGGGCGUACACCAUUCUAUCGCGGUAGGGCUCGUGCUUCUUGGCAACGAGUCCGUGGUGGUGGCGUACGCUCUUUUAAGCUUGAUAACCGCACCACAAAAUUACAACUUAAAGAAGUUCCUGCAGAUUCUAAUGAUGCUAUCCGUAAUUAUUUCCAGCAAUUUGGUGAAAUUGAAUCUGUUACGUUUGCUGAUGAAGUGCGGUCAGCGAUUGUUCAGUUCAAAAAUAGAUAUGACGCUGAGCAGGCGCUUGCAAAAGGCCCUAAUAUUCCAAAUGUUGGAUCUGUGCAAAUGUCAUGGCUCAUGGAAGCAAACUCUUCUCCUCGUCCAUCUGAGGAUACUUCUAACACUACAACUAGUCCGACUUCUAAUACAGCCGAUGCCUCAGAUAUUCAAACAAUCGGAACUGAAUCGCUCGCAAACGUGUCAAAUUUCGAGGACGAUGAAGAUGAUGAACGAGAAC